AUGUCUGUGACAUGCUGUUAUCUUCAUGCAGAUAAGCCCAAAGUGUAUCAGGGAGUCCGCGUGAAGACCACGGUCAAAGAGCUGCUGCAGAGACACCGAGCCCGCGAGGCCAACAGCAAAAAAGUUAAAACGAUAUCCCAGGCUUGCUUGGAUCUCCAGGAACUUUGCGCGUCCACUUUUCCAAAUCGCUAUGUGGACCCUCCCCCCGCCGUUCCUCAAUCAGCCGACUCCGACAACUGUGGUGCGCGAGCCCUCCAGUUGCGCACCGCCUCGUUCCCUUUCUCUGACAGCUGCAGCAUCCAGAUGCACGAAAACGUAUUUGAUGACAACCAGCAGCAGCUUGGGGACAUGAUGUUGCCCAGCAACGCCUACAGUGGCAGCAACAACCACAGCACUCCCGUCGGUUGCGGCGGCUACACAACUCCACUGCCUACUCGACCCACCUUCCCGCUGCCCUGGUGCCAUGGACUCUCCUCUGACGCGGACUACUAUGGCCAGGAGAUGGCUCCCUGCUCCUCUCCAGAGUCCCUGAAGCUCUGCAAUCCCAUUGAUCCCAACAGCUACUCGCCACAGGACUCCUUCUCCUCCUCCUCCUCUUCCUCCUGCUACGACUCACCCACGAGGAUGGGGUCCAGCUUCCACGGCGAUUUCGCCUCAGAGCACUACCACUAUCAGAACUGCAAUCCCCAGGACUGUUACUGCCUGCCCCACUGCUGGCCCGGCCAGCAGGAGAGCUUCUCUGCCCCUGAAUAUGCACCUUACUACAACCCCACAGACUAUCCUUAUGCCUGUCCUGUGGAGGAGAACUACUUCAGGAGGGAUCUGCAGAUGAGCUCGGAAAUGUGUUACAAUGUACUAUGAUGAGAUCCGCAGCAGUAUUUUGUUUUUUGGACUGUAAAUAUGAAUCCUUUUAGAAAGCUUGAUGAUCUGCUUUGCAUUUCAAUGUGUGUAUGCUCUGACUGACUUUUGCUUUAGUGGAAUAUGAUGAUUGAAUGUGUGGAAAUGGAUGAUAUUUUUGUAUUUACUACUUUUUUAAUACUCAGAUUUAUUUUCUUACUUGUAAAUUGUUUCUGUUCCAAAUAAAUAUGUGCCAACUGUA
Molecule: messenger RNA, 1099 nt
Organism: Cheilinus undulatus (humphead wrasse)
Lineage: Eukaryota; Metazoa; Chordata; Actinopteri; Labriformes; Labridae
Gene: pou2af3
Product: lnc RNA pou2af1
Exons: 5
Coding region: 1-861 (286 amino acids)
Molecular function (GO): DNA binding; POU domain binding
Source: RefSeq, a predicted model, not a curated record